Molecule: messenger RNA, 1403 nt
Organism: Notechis scutatus (mainland tiger snake)
Lineage: Eukaryota; Metazoa; Chordata; Lepidosauria; Squamata; Elapidae
Source: RefSeq, a predicted model, not a curated record
GUAUAAUUGUUAUCAAAAGUAUAUUGGGAUAUUGAACUGUGACUUUAUAGAAUUAUAUUGAUUGUUAGAAAUAGGAUAUUGAUUGUACAAGUAUAUCUUAAAUUGCUAAUUAACUAACAGGAGAACAUUGAAUGGUGUUGUGGGAAAGGAUAGAAAAAAUACUAAAGACAGCAACACAAAAUACUGCAAGAAAUGACAAGUUCCACAACAACUACAGUGAAGACUGGGAAGAAACCCGUUCCAGAAACAGCUAUACCAUCCCCAUCUACACAAAGAUCUAUAGAAGGAAUGUUCACAACAGACAAAACAACCUCUGUGAUGACGCACAGACCAUGCAGGCUACAUUAUUAUCUAUACAAGAAACAAUGAUAAAGCUACAGGAAAAUAUGACUAGAAACCACGAAGAAAUGAAGAUAGAAAUGGAGGAAGUGAAAAGAUUGCAAAUGAUUGAGAAGAGAACAGAAAAAACAGAACAGAAGUUGGAAUCGGUGGACCAGAAAAUGAAAGAACAGAAUAAGGAAGUGGAAAACACUUUGAUCCAGCUGGAAAUGGAGAGAGCCUCAUUCUACCUGCGAUUUCAGAAUGUGGAAGAGACGAAGGAAGAAGACUUAACAGCAAUAAUGGCUGAAAUAAUCACAGAAGCUCUCCAAAGAGGUAAGAGUGAAAUAAUUAACGAAUUGGACGUAGUUUACCGGGUUUACACGAAUUAUGCCAGAAGAUUCAGAUUGUCAAAGGAGGUCCAUAUCCGUUUUGCACGAGAAAAAAAAGCAAAGGAUAUAAUCUACAAAAUCACCAGAGAUGAGCCUAUGUCCUAUAGAGGAAAAGAAAUUAUUAUGCUAAAGCAAAUCCCGAAAAGAGUGUGUGAACAAGAGAAAGAAUAUCGCUUCCAGCCGCUCGACUUAAUAAAAAUAACACACUGUUUAGAUGGAUAACACCUGAGGGAAUGUUGGUGUCGUGGCAAGAUUAAGAUAGAUACCUUGGAAAAAGCUCAAGACUUCCACACCCAACUGGUAGGAACAGAAGAAGCGGGCAGCAACAGAGAAGAAUUGGAAUCGAGCAGCCAAGAAGACCAACAAUUAGAAACAAAAGAAAAAGAGCAGGAAGGAGAGGUAGAGAAAAGAGAAGAAAGACCACAAGAAGAGAACAGAGUAAGAACAAAGGCACAAACAGGAAAAAAACAACAGGAACUAAGUAGUAAAAACAAAGAACGAAAAUGGAAAAUAAUUUGAAAAUAAUGUCAGUAAAUGUAAAUAGACUCAAUUCUCCAUCUAAACGAAAUCAAACCUUAAAGAAAUUGGUAAAACAAAAAAUGGAUAUAGUGUGCCUCCAGGAGGUACACAUUAGAGCUCAGGAUAAGAAAUACCUACAAUAUAAAAAUUUAGGAAAACUCUAUGCAGCAUUAG